Lachancea sp. 'fantastica' is the source of this 1581-nucleotide messenger RNA. NCBI's taxonomy places the organism in Eukaryota, Fungi, Ascomycota, Saccharomycetes, Saccharomycetales, Saccharomycetaceae. The record is from the annotation of a GenBank genome assembly.
AUGAAAGGAUCUACGCUAGUAGCAGGAGCCUUGGCUGCAUCGUCGGUUCAAGCCGCCUCCUUGCAAAAUGUUUUUCAGGCCAAUACACUGCUGGACAAAGCCAUCAGUGCUUUGGGGUUGAAUGAGCAACAAGUGUUGGAUUCGGUUCCAAAAAGUAUUCAAAAAGUGUGGGGUGAAAUGGGAAUGCUGUUCCCCAAGGAAACGUCGGAACUGGAGUUCAUCACAAAACCUAAAUCCAAAAUCAACUCAAAACCAGACUCAGAAUGGGAUUUUGUGGUGCAGGAGCACCCAGAGCACAAAUUGCGUGUCAACAAAGUCAAAGAUCCCAAAGUUCUGGGUAUCGACCCAGGUGUCAAGCAAUACACCGGGUACCUGGACGUGGAGGAAGAAGAUAAGCACUUCUUUUAUUGGUUUUUCGAAAGUAGAAAUGACCCCAAAACCGACCCAGUUAUUUUGUGGCUAAAUGGUGGGCCUGGAUGCUCGUCUUUGACCGGGCUAUUCUUCGAACUGGGUCCUUCGUCCAUUGGCUCUGAUAUCAAGCCCAUUUAUAAUCCUCAUGCCUGGAACUCCAACGCUUCGGUAAUUUUCCUUGACCAGCCUGUCAACGUUGGGUAUUCUUACUCGGGCUCUAGUGGGGUUUCCAACACUGUGGCCGCCGGAAAAGACGUUUACGCGUUCCUCGAUCUUUUCUUCAAGCAAUUUCCUCAAUAUGCCUCAGGACAAGACUUCCACAUUGCUGGUGAGUCUUACGCUGGCCAUUAUAUUCCAGUCUUUGCAACAGAAAUCUUGUCGCACCCACAGCACGAAAGGUCUUUCAACUUGACGUCUGUAUUGAUUGGUAACGGGCUAACAGACCCUUUGACGCAAUACCCAUACUACGAGCCAAUGGCUUGCGGCGAAGGUGGUGAACCAUCUGUGCUGGAACCAGCAGAAUGUGAAGGUAUGUUGGACACUUUGCCUCGGUGUUUGAGUCUCAUUGAAAGCUGCUACGAAUCCGAGUCAGUAUGGACUUGUGUUCCUGCCUCCAUCUACUGUAACAACGCGCAAAUGGGCCCAUACCAGAAGACCGGCAAAAACGUUUACGACAUGCGUAAGGAGUGCCAGGGCGAGUUGUGUUACGCAGAGAUGAAAUACAUGGAUGAGUACCUAAACUUGGACAUUGUCAAGCAGGCUGUUGGCGCCGAGGUGGACAACUUCGAGUCUUGCAACUUCGACAUCAACAGAAACUUUUUGCUUGCGGGAGACUGGAUGAAACCAUACCAUAAGGCUGUGACCAAUCUGCUGAACCAGGGGCUACCAGUUUUGAUCUACGCUGGUGACAAAGACUUUAUCUGCAACUGGCUAGGUAACCAGGCCUGGUCUGAUGCUCUUCCUUGGAAGCACGGCGACAAGUUCCAGGACCAGCCUGUUAAGACCUGGAUUUCUAGCACCACCGGAGACAAGGCAGGAAAACUAAAGAACUACGAAAACUUUACGUUCCUAAGGGUUUACGGCGGUGGUCAUAUGGUUCCAUUCGAUCAAUCCGAAAAUGCGCUUGCUUUAGUUAAUGACUGGAUCAAGGGAUCGUACAACUAUGAAUGA